Drosophila subpulchrella is the source of this 1129-nucleotide messenger RNA. RefSeq lists its product as uncharacterized. The record is from RefSeq and is a predicted model, not a curated record. Lineage: Eukaryota; Metazoa; Arthropoda; Insecta; Diptera; Drosophilidae. The transcript is spliced from 3 exons. Bases 446 to 1129 code for a protein of 227 amino acids.
AACAGCAGCCGGGAAACAGCAACAGGGGGGCGGGGAAAGUCCCUCGGUUUCGUCCACCUGCUCUAUCUAGCAGUCACGAGUCAUCGCUGCCACACAUAUGGGCGAGAUACUUCACAUCGAAAACCAGAUCCAAAAAUAAUUGUGCUCGAGUGCGCGGCCGAAUGCGGAUCGACAAAUUCGGCAACUAAAGACCAGCGCCACCGUGGACGUCUUUGCUUAAGUGGUUAAUAGAGUUUGAUGUUGGCUUUGAUGAGCUCUCGACUCGGCCGAGUUCAGCCUCAGAGAUUGGUGGUGAAAACUCGGUUCCAGCGGACCAGCCAAAUUCUGGCUAUAAAGUCGCGGGCCCAAUUCGAGCAAGGCAUCAUUGGGUUCACUACUAGUGACACAGCAACAUCUUAAGUCAGUUCGAAUAGUUGCCAAUUUCCCAGAGAAUAGUACCUUCAGAAUGAAACUCUUUAUCGGCGCCCUUACGAUCUGCCUGGUGGCCUUUGCUGCAGCCCAGUCGGCAGAUCCCGCUGCGGCCUUGGAGCCGUCCGCCGAGUACCUGCCACCCGUCGGCGAAGUGGAGGCGGCCCAGCUCUCCGACGCCGGCUACAAGUACAAGACGGUGCGCCGGCUGAAGCUGCGCCACCGCCGAGAGGUGCCCAGCCAGGAGUACCUUCCGCCAGUGGACAACGCACCUAGCCAGGAGUACCUGCCGCCCGUCGACGCCGCCGCCAUCGGGGACACUAAGGUUGCCAGCGACGGCUACAAGUACAAGACGGUGCGAAAGCUCAAGUUCCGUGCCCGCCACCGCCGCGACGUCUCCGAAAUCGCGGAGCCCAGCAACGAGUACCUACCGCCCGUGGAGGUGCAACUGGCCCCCGAGCUGAAGACCAUUCUUGGGGACGACGGCUACAAGUACAAGACUGUGCGCCGGCUCAAGCUGCGUCGCCACCGUCGGGAGGCUGCCGCCGAAGAAGCCGCCGCCGAUGCCGAUGCCGCCCCCAAAGGAGAGUACCUGCCGCCCGCCGAGGCUGCCGCCCCCGCAGAGGCCGAGCCAAAGGCCGCCGAGGAGGGCACCGAGCUGGCCAAGGACGGCUACCGCUACAAAGUAGUGCGCCGUCUGCGCUACCGCUACCGCCACUAG